Messenger RNA from Aspergillus nomiae NRRL 13137, 321 nucleotides. RefSeq lists its product as uncharacterized. The annotation marks the transcript as partial. The transcript is spliced from 4 exons. The record is from RefSeq and is a predicted model, not a curated record. Lineage: Eukaryota; Fungi; Ascomycota; Eurotiomycetes; Eurotiales; Aspergillaceae.
AUGAAUUCUCCCUGGCACUUCAGGCAGUUGGGAUUCUGCGCGUACAAUCUGCCCCUUUCCUCGCUCUCUACACUCCCCAGCACAACCAUUUCCUCUCCUCUCCUCUGCACCCUAGAGGGCUUCCGUUGGUAUGGAUUCCUCCAGGCUGCAGACUGUUGGAAUUCUGCUGGCGAAAGAAGCUCUUUCCCGGGUCCCGGUGGUUGGGUGGUUGGGCGGGCCUGGGAUAAUGUUUGCUCACAUCGGCCUCCAGGCCUAGCUCUCCGGGGCCCCGUGGUUGGGUGGUUGGGUCGGGCCUGGGAUAUCCGUGUUCUAAUCAAGAUG